Schistosoma spindalis is the source of this 2824-nucleotide messenger RNA. The record is from the annotation of a GenBank genome assembly. NCBI's taxonomy places the organism in Eukaryota, Metazoa, Platyhelminthes, Trematoda, Strigeidida, Schistosomatidae.
AAAACUCAGCGGGAUUAUUAGAGCAAUUGCUACCGAUGAUUAUUUUGGAAGUUUGUAACCGAGCUGUAGAAGAGAUUCUAGUCACCAGAUUUGAACAGGCAAAGGAGGAAUCCAGAUAUGAUAAAAUUGAUUACACCGUUGCGGACUUCGAUAGUAUUGUUUACACCAUAAGUAAUCCAAAUAAUGAUAAGAAAAAGAUACUUGUCAGUAUAUUCAUUAAAUUCUUUCAUGAAUUAAAUGAACAUGGUGUAAAUGAGGUCUUGUCUCGCGAGUACGGUGAUUUUCUCUCUUCAGCAGAGCCCAAUCAGAGUGUAACCUUAUGCAUAGAUUUAGAAAAACUACCUCCAGAUCAUAAUCAAUUAGCUCACAAAUGUGGUCUUUUAAAAAGAAAUUGUAUGGCAGCUGUUUUUGAGAAGUUUUUCGAAUAUCAAAUUAAAUCUAACGUGGAUUCGGGUUCUAAGAGGGCGGUGAUACAUUAUAGAGACGAUGAGACAAUGUAUGUACAAGCAUUAGCUGAUCGAGUUACAGUUAUCUUUAGUACAACAUUUAAAGAUCCAGAUGAUUUGUUAAUUGGAAAAGUUUUUAUGCAAGAGUUCACUGAGGUAAGAAGACGUCUUGAUCGAGCACCUCAAGUAUUGUAUUCUCAUCGCGUUCCACCAAAAGAAUUACAGGGGACUGAUGCAGUUAUCAGUGAUUCGGUUGCGUACAUUACUUUUGUGCUUUUUCCGCGUCAUUUAUCAACUGAAUCUGCGCGUAAUUCUACCAUCGAUCUAAUACAAACAUUAAGAAACUAUUUACACUACCAUAUUAAAUGUUCCAAAGCUUAUAUGCAAAUGCGUAUGCGUGCUAAAACAGUGGAAUUCUUGAAAGUACUCAACCGUGCUCAUAUUGAACAUCCAACAAAUACUGUGAUUAAUACCAAUAUUACGGCUGCUUCUGGUGAACUCAUACCUAUUUCACCAUCAGUGAACAAAGUCGGUGGUAUACAAAGUGAUAAUAUGAGUCGAACAAUGCGUACAGGUUAAUAUUUUCAAUCAAUCAAUCAAUAAAUUUAUUGAUUAUAGGAGAAGAAAAACACACACACAAAAAAAAAGAAAAAUUCUUUCAACGUUAAUUUCUUUUAUUAUUUGUAUUAUUAUUCUUUUUCUUGUUAUUCUCUAUUUUAUUCAUUUUGAUAUUUUAUUAUAUUUUUUAAGAAUAGAAAUUUUCUUAAUUGUUAAUAUCAAUGAUAGAUGUUUAUUAAUUAAUUCAUUGAUAUUAGAAGAAUAGUUACAACAACGAUAUUUUGAAAUCAUAAUCAUAAUAAUAAUAAUAAUGAAUACUUUAUUUUAUAUAUAUAUACAAAUAUUAUAUACUUUUUUCAAGUUAUAUGUCUAUAUUUUUGUUGCCACCUUCCUCCCCCCACUUCCUAUUUUUUUCUCUUUGAUUACUUUAAAUAUCUUACUGGCUUUAAUUGUUCUUCCAUCCAAGGGGGGGUGUUCUCUCUCUCUCUCUCGUAUGCGCUUGCUUGCUUGUUCGGUACUCUUUUUUUUAAAAAAAAUCUUUUUGACACAUUCCUUCCAGUUGGUGAUAUUUCGUUAUUAUUAUUGUUGUUGUUGUUUCAUUCUCUUCAUUAAUCAUUGUCAUAGUUCAUUCUAUCAUUGAUAUAGAACGAAUACCAUGAGUAAGCAAUAUGUGAAAGUUGAUGAAAAACUGGAAGACAAAAAAAAUGAGACAUAGAGCACAACAUGCCUGUUAUAUUCUUUUUUUGUUUGUCGUAUUAUCAUUUAAUAAUUUCAAUUCACUUGCUCGUUUCACACUGUAUACCACCAUCGUUUUUUUUCUAUCGAGAAGAAACACAUUCCUCUGAUUGCUCAUCAUUCCUGCCUAUAACAAGUAUAUAUAUAUGUAGAGAGAGAAAGUGAGAGAGAUGUUUACAAUUAUUUUGUGACUGUUUUGUUUUUCUUUGUAAUCUCAUCUUGUUAAACAUUACAUUGAAUAGCUAAAUGGGGAUUAAUUUUCAAUUACUUAAUUGAGUAUAACAGUUAAAGGCUUCAUUCCAUACACACCUAUUUUAGUAUUAUUUGUUAACUAUAUUAAUAAAUGAAUUUCCACAUAUACAACAAAUAAAUGGUGCUUGAAAAACAACUAUCUAUACACACACACACACAUACUUGUCUUUGGUUGAUCAUCCGGUGAUGAUAACGAUAUUACAGUAAAUGAAUCUUGCCAAUUGUAUUAUUCUGUAUCAUCUUUAUUCUUUUCUUUUUUUUUUUUUGUUCUCAAUAAAUAACCAUGACUUUUACUCUGUAUGUGAUUAUCUUGUUAGUUUUGUUUUCUUUACAAUGAAAACGUUUUUUUAUUGUCUUUCUAUCCAUCUCUCUAGAUGGAUAUAUGCUGAUUUUUGUUUUAUCUAUAACGAGGUUGGACUACAGUUUGUCAACGAUUAAUAUUAGUUUCUUGUCUCUCUCUCUGUGUGUAUGUGUGUGUGUCUGUCUUUACUAAUAUUAUUGUAAUCUCUGCCAGUAUAUCUCUAGUGCCUUUUGUUUUCUAUACUACCAUUUAUAUAAAAUGCAUCAAUUUGUUUUUAUAUGAUUUUAUAUAUAAUUUUUUUGUUUGCUUUUGUAUUGAUGAAUUCCAACUGUUCCUCUAUGACGUAAUACAUAGUCGAUGGUAAGAGUAGUACCUAGUUUCUUUAGUCAAUCACACACACACAUACAGAUACACAAAAAUAAAGAAAAGAAAAUAAUAAUAUUACAAAAAUUUAAACAGAUUUCACAUCAUGAAUCUCUUUACAAAUAAAAAUGAUAAUGACAUAAAGUCUCCCAAAUGGAAUAUACAGUCC